AUACUUACUACUGUAUUAACCGACGCUUCACUCUCUCCUGCAAACUCCCGUAAUAGUACUCGCGUUGUAAAUCUCAAGCUGUCAAAGCAAAUCUCUACGAAAUCCAAAUGGAGACAGCCCAGCUUCUCCUCAAGAUGCCCACAACAUCAAGCAUCUGGGCAGCAUACAACCUCAACAGGUAUUUUGUCGGCGUCGCUCUUCUCCUGGGUGUCGUUGUCUUGUGGACAGCGUCAAACUUUAUCACUGCCGGCUUGGAGACAGGCGAUGAUGCGUGGAACAAACCCUUUUUAAUAACGUACUUUAACACGGCAUCAUUCACUAUCUACCUGUUACCUACGCUUUGGAGAUGGCGUAAAGGCGCUCGACACCAUGCUAUGGGACAGGGCCAUGUCCGAUCGGGUGAUGCUGAGCAUGCUGCUUCUCCAUCGGGCGGAUACCUCCCAAUCCCUUCCGCCCCUCACGAAGAACAUCUCUCACACCCAUCACACCGAAAAGACCCGGAACGCACAGAACGAAUCGAUGGUGUCACACUCCACCACCUUCCGCCCCUCACCGUUCGCGAAACAGCAAAGAUCGCCGCAUGGUGGAGUAUCGUCUGGUUCAUCGCCAACUGGGCUGUGAAUGCGAGCUUGGCGUGGACGAGUGUGGCUAGUGUGACGAUUUUGAGCAGUACCAGUGGUUUCUUCACCCUCGCACUAGGAAGAAUAUGUCGUGUGGAAAGCCUGACAUCAACCAAGGUGAUCGCUGUCAUCGCUAGUUUCCUCGGCGUGCUUCUCGUAACCCACUCCGACUCCCUCUCCUCUACUCCUCCCCCUUCCCCUUCCGCCUUCUUAUCCCUCUCUUCCGCAUCCUCCCACCCGAUAUUCGGCGAUGCUUUAGCGUUAACAUCAGCAGCCUUUUACGCGGUGUACGUCAUCCUGUUAAAAGUAAGGGUGGUAGAUGAGGAGAGGGCGGAUAUGCAGUUGAUGCUUGGUUUCGCAGGCCUCUUCAACACCAUCUUCCUCAUCCCAAUCUUCCCUCUCCUCCACUACACAGGCCUCGAACGAUUCUCCCUCCCGCCUACCUCUUCUGCCUGGUUCAUCUGCCUCGUCAACUUUUGCAUCACCCUCUCUUCAGACUACCUGUACGUGCUGGCGAUGCUCAAGACGACACCGACCUUGGUCACUGUCGGUCUAUCGUUGACGAUACCUCUGGCGAUGCUGGGCGAGUUUUUCGGGCUCGGUUUGGGUUCCGGCGGGGAGGGAGGGAUGGAAGGGAUGACGGUGUGGAGUGUAGCGGGAGCGGGCAUGGUUUGCGUGGGAUUUGGGAUGCUGGGAUGGCAAGAGUAUCUGAAGAAUAAACAGGGGAACGAGGGGGUGGUGAUUGAGCGUGAGGGCGAAUACGAAUACGGGAGCGAUCGUGAGGAUGAGUAAACGAGAGCGAAUACGUUCUCCGUUUUUGGGUUCUGAUUUUGGUUUUAUCGUUUUCGAACAAGGGCUGUUUUGAUCCAUGUUGUUCCCCGGUCUGUCUUUCAAAUAGACAAUUAGACAAUUACAAUUAGAAGUUUCAACCGGUUUCUUUUGUACAAGUAGUGUUUUAUACUAUGCACCUGUA
Cryptococcus deneoformans JEC21 is the source of this 1593-nucleotide messenger RNA. Its product is annotated as vacuolar membrane protein, putative. Gene Ontology annotation, biological process: transmembrane transport; regulation of peptide transport. NCBI's taxonomy places the organism in Eukaryota, Fungi, Basidiomycota, Tremellomycetes, Tremellales, Cryptococcaceae. The record is from RefSeq and is a predicted model, not a curated record. The coding region runs from base 108 to 1412 and encodes 434 amino acids. Gene Ontology annotation, molecular function: transmembrane transporter activity. The transcript has 6 exons. Gene Ontology annotation, cellular component: membrane.